CCCAACAACGCCAAUACCCACUCAGAAAAGAAGCUACAGAGGGCAUAACACCAGUUUUUAACUCUCUCCUCGAGGCUGGAAUUAUUAUUCCAUGUGAAGAUUCACCAGUACAGACUCCGAUCUUUCCAGUAAAAAAGAUCCGUCCUGCUGGACAGCCCACAGAGUGGCGUUUUGUGCAGGACCUACAAGCUGUAAACUCUGCCAUCAUCGCCCCUCACUCCUAAUGUUCCCAAUCCAUACACCAUUCUCAGCCAGAUUCCCUCUUCUGCUAAAUGGUUUUCCGUUGUGGACCUGUCUAAUGCUUUCUUCUUUAUCCCCGUUCAGAAAGACUCCCAGUUUUGGUUUGCUUUCCAGAUCGGAGGAAAGCGUUAUACAUGGACACGCCUGUGCCAAGGACUGACCUGCAGCCCUACCCUUUUUUGUCAGGCUUUGUCUCGCAGUCUCUCCCCUCUCACACUCUCUCCAGGUUCAGUCUUGCUGCAGUACGUUGAUGACCUUCUCAUCGCAGCCCCAACAAAAGAACAGUGUGAGACAGACACCAUCCUCCGCCUGCGCCAUCUUGCUGAAGAAGGCCAUAAAGCAUCCCUGUCUAAACUACAGUUUGUAAAACAGGAGGUGACCUUUUUAGGCCACAUCCUCACAUCACAGGGUAAAUCUCUCUCUCCCUCUCGGGUUAUAGCUGUGGCAGAGACACCUAAACCCAUGACUAAAAAACAAGUUCUUUCUUUCCUGGGCAUGUGUUCUUACUUUCGACAUUUUAUUCCCAAUUUCUCCGAGAUGGAGAGACCGCUGAGAGACAUCGUGCACAAAAGAGACCUGACAGCUUCCAGCCCCAUCCAGUGGACUGAGGAGGCAAACACUGCGUUUGAAAACCUUAAACUGUCCUUGCAGUCCACUCCCACUUUGGGCAUCCCAGAUCCAGAGAAGCCAUUCACACAGUUUGUUGAUGAAAAACAUGGCUGUAUGACCUCAGUUCUUUUACAGGCUCAUGGGGGUCAGCUGAAACCUGUUGGCUACUUCUCCCGCUUACUAGACCCUGUUGCCAGAGGCCUCCCAGCAUGCUUGCGUGCAGUGGCUGCCUGCGAGUCUGCAGUGCUAGCCUCACGUGACUUUGUGGGUUACACCCACCUGGACCUUCUGGUGCCUCACUCUGUUGCAUCUAUCCUACAGGAACAGAAAACAUCACACCUCACGGCAGCACGAUGGCUCAGAUAUCACACCACACUUCUAGGUUUGCCAAAUGUUCAUGUUAAAAAAUGUGCUGUGCUUAACCCUGCCACCCUCAUGCCUUUACCGGGUGAGGGUGAACCCCAUUCUUGCCUUGCAGAACUCCAACACACCUGCACCCCGAGACAGGACCUGAAAGAUGUACCUCUCACUAACCCUGAUCUCAUUUUCUAUGUUGAUGGUUCUGCUUUCAGAGAUCCUGCACGGGGCACGGCCCAUGCAGGAUUUUCUGUUGUUGAUGAUGUUUCUGUUGUUUGUUCCUCUCAUCUGCCUUCUCAUUACUCAGCACAAGCAGCAGAACUGGUGGCCCUGACUGAAGUCUGCAAAAAGGCAAAAGGCAAAACUGUUACCAUCUACACAGACUCUCGCUACGCGUUUGGAGUUGAUUUUGGAGUCCUUUGGAAACAUCGCAAAUUUCUCAAAUCAGAUGGUAGGACCAGACCUCUGACACAUCAAGCUGCACACCCAGCACCAGACAGACCCUUUCAACAUGUCAUGAUGGAUUUCAUCAAACUAACCCUCAGUGAGGGUAAAAGGUACUGUCUGGUACUGGAGUUUGGACUCGUCUGUGGAUGA
Molecule: messenger RNA, 1803 nt
Organism: Labrus mixtus (cuckoo wrasse)
Lineage: Eukaryota; Metazoa; Chordata; Actinopteri; Labriformes; Labridae
Exons: 3
Coding region: 703-1803 (366 amino acids)
Molecular function (GO): nucleic acid binding; RNA-DNA hybrid ribonuclease activity
Source: RefSeq, a predicted model, not a curated record